AUGCCACCCAGUCGCGGCCACAAGGGCAUCGACAUCCGCGUCAACAACCACACGGGCACCUACGCCGACAGCUACUCCGACCGCUCGGACGAGGACGUGUCCGACGAAAAGUUCCACAGCGAGGACGAGGAAGACUACACCUCGGACGACGACGACGAAGACGACGACGAAGACGACGAGGAGACGAGCUGGGACCUGAUCGAGGACGAGAUCCACCCCUCGGACUCGGCCUCGCGCCCCCACCACGCCCGCCGCCCACCACCACCACCAGCCCACCGCGCCGUGCCCCCCGCGCCGCCUGCCCCCUCUGCCCCCUCGCCGCCCGCCCUCGCUCCUCGCGCCGCCCCUCGUCCCGUCACGCCGUCCCCGCCCCCGACCCCCACUCGCCCCACCACAGCAGGAGCCGGAGCAGGGCCCCGAGCUGGCGACCCGCGACCACCGUCCGCGCCGCCGUCGACGUCCCUCGACCCACCACCAGCCGGACAGCCUGGGCGAGGAAGACACGGGCGACGACCUCUACCCACCCCCGCCCCCCCAGCACCCCGCCCCCGGCCACCCCAGCGCCCAGUGGUCCCACGUGCCCCCCGCCCACGGCUAUGCCCCGAGCACCAUGUCCCACCACGACCCCCGCUACUACCAGGGCGGCGCCCCUUCGCCCGCAGGCCAGCUCGUGCCCCCCGGCUACCACGGCUACGACCACCACUACCCGAACGGCUUCAGCCCCCAGGCCCCGAACCCCUUCGCCGCCGGCCCCCUACCCACCGACCGCGACAGCUACUUUGCCGGCCCAGGCUACCCUCCGCCCCCGCCUGCGCGUGCUGGGAACCCCAACCGCCACUCCCUGGGCGCGCCCCCGUCUGA
This is a messenger RNA of Ascochyta rabiei, 861 nucleotides long. RefSeq lists its product as uncharacterized. The transcript is spliced from 2 exons. The record is from RefSeq and is a predicted model, not a curated record. Lineage: Eukaryota; Fungi; Ascomycota; Dothideomycetes; Pleosporales; Didymellaceae. Bases 1 to 861 code for a protein of 286 amino acids.